AGUAUCUGCCUACCAUUCUAUUAUUAUUAUUAUUUAUUUUUUAUUUUUUGAGGGAAAAAGAGAGAAGGAAUCGGAUUAAGAAAGGCUUUCAACUCUUAACCCCAAGCUUCAGAAAGUUGAGAUUUUGAUGGUAAUGUAGGUGUUCUGUUGACGGCUCUCCUAUUAUUCAGCUUUCGUUUCCAUGGAUUCCUCCUUUGAGGGAGUUGCACUUGAUCCAUCAAAAUGUAGUAAAUUGAGUAUGGGUGAAAAGAGAGAGUUAGUCUAUGAAUUAUCAAAGAGGACAAACAGGGCCUCUGAAAUGCUACAAUCAUGGAGCCGCCAAGAGAUUUUACAGAUCUUAUGUGCCGAGAUGGGGAAGGAAAGGAAAUAUACUGGAUUGACUAAGCUGAAAAUUAUAGAAAACCUUUUGAAAAUUGUAGCUGAAAAGAAUUCGGGGGAUCGUGAGGGUGUAGCAGAUCCUGAAUUGCAAUCUUCCCCGACAAAUGGCCAGAAAACAUCCAAAAGGCAGAGGAAAGCUGAUCAUCCGUGUCGACUGCCUGUUCUGGUGAAUGAUCCUCCAAUCAAUAAUAGCGGAAAUGAUAUGACUAAUGCUAUUUAUUGUAAAAACUCAGCUUGCAGGGCUAGCUUGAGACAAGAUGAUACAUUUUGCAAGAGGUGUUCCUGCUGCAUCUGUUAUAAGUUUGAUGACAACAAGGAUCCUAGCCUGUGGUUAAUUUGCAGCUCAGAGCCUCCUUUCCAGGGAAAUUCUUGUGGCAUGUCAUGUCAUCUUGAGUGUGCUUUAAAACAUGAGAAGUCUGGUUUUCGUAAAGAUAAACGGCAUGCAGGACUUGAUGGGAGCUUUUAUUGUGUACGAUGUGGGAAAGUAAAUGAUUUGCUUGGGUGCUGGAGAAAACAACUGAUGGCUGCGAAAGAUACGAGGAGGGUGGACAUACUCUGCUAUCGCGCCUCUUUAGGCCAAAAACUUCUUAAUGGUACUCAGAAGUAUCAAAAGCUUUCUGAGAUUGUUGACGAGGCUGUUAAGAUGCUUGAAGCUGAAGUAGGUCCAUUAACUGGUGUGCCUGUGAAGAUGGGUAGGGGUAUCGUCAACAGGCUUUCUUCUGGACAGGAAGUGCAGAGACUCUGUUCUUCGGCAGUUGAAUUACUGGACAAAAUGAUUUUUGAUACGAUCUCAAAUUCUUCACCAGAUCUUUCAUUACCUGCAGGUCCAAGUUCAAAAUCUCCGGCAGUUGUACGCUUUGAAGAUGUUCAACCGACUUCCCUUACUGUGAUUGUGGGUUCUGAAGAAACUUUUCCAGAUGGUAUUAUUGGUUACACCUUAUGGCAUCGCAAGGUUCAUGAUAGGGAUUACCCUGUUAAAUCAACUUGUACAUUGUUUGUACCAAAUAGAAGGUAUAUUGUCACAGGACUGACUCCAGCUACGGAGUAUUAUUUCAAGAUAGUCUCCUUUGAUGGAAAAAGAGAGUUUGGCCCAUGGGAAGUUCCGAUUUCGACUGCCAGUAGUGGGGAUGAAGUACCAAGCUGCCCUGUGAUGGGAAGAAGUCAGAGCCCUGCUACCAACUGUAGUAGCCUUUCUAAUCCAUCCUCUGUGGAGGAUGAAACUAAUAACAAUACCCCACACAGUGAUCAGAAUGAUGACCGGGCUGACAAUUAUGUGACGUAUUGCAAGGACACAGAAAAAAUUAUUCCCACAAAUCUAUCCGAAGGUGCCACCAACCGCACUGUCCUUGGUGAAGAUGGAAUUCCUGCAGAUGAAGUUUCUCUGUUGGGUGCAGACCAUGCCAUGGAGAUAGUUGGUCCAAUGCCUGAUUCUGAUGUCUUAGAUGUUGAGAAAAAACAGACAUCAGAGGAUCCAAUUAAUGAGGAGACGAGCACUGAUAAUGGCUCUGAUGCCCCGGUUCAGACUGGUACUGAAUGCGUGCCAUUUGUGGGUUGCUCAGAAGCUGGCCUGCCCGUUACUCCCUGCAGGAUGGAAAUAGUUAAGGAUGUACAAGGAAGGAGUGGGAGAUGUAAAUCCAGCAACAAGGACCGGAAGGAUAGGACCGGUAAAGGAGAUGAUGCUCUUGAUGGUAGCUCUUCCAAGAAAAGAAAUGGGGAAAGGCGGGACGAAGAAUGUGUGGAAACCGGUGUCUCAGAAGUGGACUUUGAGCAUUGCGUGAAGGUAAUCAGAUGGUUAGAGUGUAAGGGACAUAUUGAGAAGAACUUUAGGCAGAAAUUCCUCACCUGGUAUAGUUUAAGAGCCACCCCACAGGAGGUGAGGAUUGUUAAGGUCUUUGUCGGUAUCUUAAGUGAAGACCCAGCAUCUCUUGCCGAGCAGCUUGUUGACACAUUUUCGGACUGCAUCUCAAGCAAAAAAACGUAUGCUGGGCUUUGCAUGAAGCUUUGGCAUUGACGUCAGUGGGUCAUAUGGUAGCCUAUUCUUCAUUCUCAUAUAGAUAGAUCAUGAAUCACCAUGAUUUAUAUAUUAGCUUUUGUCAUUCUUAUGAUUAUGUAAGGAUGUCAGAGUUGUUAUCCUUUAAUAUAACAGUUGUUGGCUGGUUUGCUAAUUAAUGGUGGUUUCAGUUACAUUCUU
Messenger RNA from Hibiscus syriacus, 2569 nucleotides. RefSeq names its product VIN3-like protein 2. Gene Ontology annotation, biological process: vernalization response; epigenetic regulation of gene expression. Lineage: Eukaryota; Viridiplantae; Streptophyta; Magnoliopsida; Malvales; Malvaceae. Gene Ontology annotation, molecular function: protein binding. Bases 182 to 2389 code for a protein of 735 amino acids. The transcript is spliced from 6 exons. The record is from RefSeq and is a predicted model, not a curated record.